This is a messenger RNA of Centropristis striata (black sea bass), 1498 nucleotides long. RefSeq names its product protein limb expression 1-like. Gene Ontology annotation, cellular component: cytoplasm. Gene Ontology annotation, biological process: autophagosome maturation. The coding region runs from base 1 to 1008 and encodes 335 amino acids. The transcript has 6 exons. Lineage: Eukaryota; Metazoa; Chordata; Actinopteri; Perciformes; Serranidae. The record is from RefSeq and is a predicted model, not a curated record.
AUGAGUAAAGAGGAAGUGGAGGAGAGCAUCAUGUCAUACCUGUCGCAGAGUGAGACUGACACCAGCCCCAAAGACUUGAAUGUAGUGGCCAUGCUCCAUAACUUCUGGGAGCAGAGGCAGACGGGUCAGAUAAACGGCUCCUCCAGUGAGUCAGAUGGUUCUGUUGGGGACGCGGCUCUCCACACAGAGAGCCUGCUGCUGUACGAGUCUGCACCGUCCCCUGGUCCUCCAUACGUCUGCUACGUCACCCUGCCUGGAGGAAGCUGCUUCGGUAACUAUAAGGUGUGUGACACUCAGGCGGAGGCUCGGAGGGACGCAGCUCGCGUGGCCCUGAUGAAUUCACUAGUGAACGAGUUGCCAUGUCGACGCAUCAACCCUCAGUUCAUCACUCAGAGUUUGCAGCAAGCGGCCACAGACAGCGCUGUCUCUAUGGAAGAUGCUUGUGAUUCAAACACCAGUAUAGGAACCUACAGUUUGCUGCUCCACUCCUACAUCGGAAGGACCAUGCUGGAGUUUCAGGAGAUGAUGACAAUUUUCCAGUUGUUGCAGUGGAACGGGACACUGAAGGCUUUGAGGGAGAGGCAGUGCUCUCGACAGAGUGUGAUUUCCUAUUACUCUCAGCGAGGACUCGAUGAGUACAUGCGCAGCAGCAUGGCUCUGGAUUGGCUCGGACGGGAGCAGAGGUCAGCGGGGCGGCUCGGGGAGGAGCUGCAGGUGGCGCAGAGGGAGCUGGUGUUGGCCCGGCGACGAGGCAUCGAGCUGCGCUUCUAUAAGGAAAAGACAGAGAUCCUCAGCUUGGCUCUGAGUCAAGCAUACAUUUACCACACACCCGAGGCCUUCAGCGAGGCACCAGGUGGCACGUCCAAGCAGGAACAACUUCCUUUACACACAUUAUACAGCCAGGACACAGAAGGCCAGAUAACCCCACCCUGCAGUCCUUCACCAAGCCUCCAUAAAAACCCAAAGCAAACAGUCUGCCAAACCUCUGGCAAACACAUGCCCUACUAACAGUCCUCCACAGUGCUCACAACACACUCAUGUGCCUUGACUCUGAACUGUGAGAACUCUGAGAAUGAGUUCAAACUCUGCCACUGGAGAUUUUACAUCUGUUCGGGAGAACAGAACAUAUCAAGCAUGGUCUUUAGGUUUUCUAUUACAAACAUAAAGCUUUCUGUCAUCACGAGAGUUACAAAUAGUGUGUAAAAAUGUAUAUUAAUGAUCUUCUCACCUUAUUAACACUCUCCUUGGGACUAUAGAACUUAAAGUUAUAUAUAGUGAAUUUACAACUUCAAACACAAAAAGUACAGCAUUCAACUUAGGGCUGCACAAUUAAUCAAAAUGUUAUUGAAAUGGCAGUAUGGACUUGUGCAAUAUUCAAAUUGCAGCGGGUGUCAAAUAUGUGUCAAAAUACCAAAUUUUAUUUCGUAUUCGGGUGCUGAAAAUAUGUCCUGGUCUUUUUUUGAAAGAGAGGUUUGUAAAAAAAUAUAUUUUUUUAAAU